This is a messenger RNA of Myotis myotis, 2229 nucleotides long. RefSeq names its product patr class I histocompatibility antigen, A-126 alpha chain-like. Gene Ontology annotation, cellular component: external side of plasma membrane. NCBI's taxonomy places the organism in Eukaryota, Metazoa, Chordata, Mammalia, Chiroptera, Vespertilionidae. The record is from RefSeq and is a predicted model, not a curated record. The coding region runs from base 48 to 1145 and encodes 365 amino acids. Gene Ontology annotation, molecular function: signaling receptor binding; peptide antigen binding. The transcript has 8 exons. Gene Ontology annotation, biological process: positive regulation of T cell mediated cytotoxicity; immune response; antigen processing and presentation of endogenous peptide antigen via MHC class Ib.
GAAGUCUCUGCGGACUCACCAGGACUCAGACUCCCCAGACAUGGAGGAUGCUGCUCAAGGGGUCCCUCACCCUCCUCCUGCUGCUCUGGGGGUCCCUGACCCUGACCGAGACCUGGGCGGGCCCCCACUCCCUGAGAUAUUUCUCCACCGCCGUGUCCCGGCCCCGCCGCGGGGAGGCCCGGUACCUGGAGGUCGGCUACGUGGACGACAUGCAGUUCGAGCGGUUCGACAGCGACUCGGAGAGUCAGAGGGCGGAGCCGCGGGCGCCGUGGAUGGAGCAGGAGGAGCCGGGCUAUUGGGACCUGAGCAGCCGGAACGCCAAGGUCUCCGCACAGACUUUCCGACUGAACUUGCAGACCCUGCGCGGCUACUACAACCAGAGCCAGGACGGGUCUCACACGCUCCAGUGGACGUUUGGCUGUGACAUGGGACCGGACGGCCGCCUCCUACGCGGUUAUUACCAGUUCGCCUACGAUGGCACCGACUACCUCGCCCUGAACGAGGACCUGCGCUCUUGGACCGCGGCCAAUAGCGCAGCUCAGAUCACCAGGCGCAAGUUGGAGGAGGCCCGUGAGGCUGAGCAAUUAAGGAAUGUCCUUCAGGGAGAGUGCAUGGAGAGGCUGCGCAGAUUCCUGGCUAUGGGGAAGGAGGCGCGGCUGCUCGCAGACCCUCCAAAGACACACGUGACCCACCACCCCAUCUCUGACCGUGAGGUCACCCUGAGGUGCUGGGCCCUGGGCUUCUACCCUGCGGACAUCAGCCUGAGCUGGCGGCGUGAUGGGGAGGAGCAGACCCAGGACAUGGAGCUGGUGGAGACCAGGCCUGCGGGGGAUGGGACCUUCCAGAAGUGGGCGGCCCUGGUGGUGCCCCGUGGAGAGGAGCAGAGAUACACGUGCCAUGUGCAGCACGAGGGGCUGCCCGAGCCCCUGACCCUGAGAUGGGAGCCGCCUCCUCGGGCCACCAUCCCCCCUGUGGGCCUGGUUGUGGGCCUGGUCAUCCUUGGAGCUGUGGUCACUGGAGCUGUGGCUGGAGCUGUGAUGUGGAGGAGGAAGCGCUCAGGUGGAAAAGGAGGGAGCUAUGCCCAGGCUGCCAGCAGCAAUGGUGUCCAGGGUUCUGAUGUAUCUCUCACAGCUUCUGAAGUGUGAGGCACUUGUCAGGAACUGAAUGAUGGGAGAUUUGUUUACGCUCCCACUUUGUGAAUCAAGAAUCUCUGAGGUUCCCCCUUCCUUUCGUUCCCGGUGGCGGCUGCAGUGCUGAGCCAGGGGCGCCCAAACUCCUGGCUCCUCUCCGCGCCUCCACUCUGCUCCAUGCCCCUGGCUCCCCAUGCUGUGCUGCCAGGAUGGAACAGGCCAUCUCCUUCGCCAAGGACUUCCUAGUCGAAGGUGUCCCAGCCGCCAUCUCCAUGACGGCCGUGGCCCCGAUGGAGUGGGUCAAGCUGCUGUAGCAGGUGCAACAUGCCAGCCAGCAGAUCACGGCCGACAAACAGUACAAGGGCAUCAUGGGCUGCAUCCUGUGCAUCCCCAAGGAGCAGGGCAUGCUGUCCUGGCAGAGCAACAUGGCCAACGUCAUCUGUUACUUCCUCACCCAAGCCCUCUACUUCACCUUCAAGGAUAAGUAUAAGCAGGUCUUCCUGGGGGGGCGAGGCCAAGCACACCCAGUUCUGGAGGCACUUCACAGGCAACCUGGCCUGGGGCAGGGCCGCGGGCGCCACCUCCCUCUGCUUCACCCCUGGAUUUCGCCUGGACUGGCUGGCAGCCGACGAGGGGAAAUAGGGCGGCGACGAGCACCAGUUCAAGGGCCUGGGACCCUGCCUGGUGCAGAUCACCAGGUCAGACGGCAUGGGGGCAUGUACCAGGGUUUCAACGUCUCCGUGCAAGGCAUCAUCAUCUACCCGGCAGCCUACUUCGGGGUGUAGGACACGGCCAAAGGCAUGCUCCUCGACCCCAAGAACACCCACAUCUUCACCAGCUGGAUGAUCGCCCAGUCGGUGACGGCCCUGGCGGGCCUGGUGUCCUACUCCUUUGACACCGUGCGGCGACGGAUGAUGAUGCAGUCCAGGCGCAAAGGAGCCGACAUCAUGUACACGGGCACCAUCGACUGCUGGCUGAAGAUCUUCAAGGACAAGGGCGGCAAGGCCUUCUUCAAGGGAGCCUGGUCCAACCUCUGAGGGGCAUGGGCGGGGCCUUCGUGCUGGUCUUGUACGAUGGGCUGAAGAAGGUCAUCUAGGCG